Messenger RNA from Aspergillus melleus, 878 nucleotides. Its product is annotated as glycoside hydrolase family 11 protein. The transcript is spliced from 2 exons. Bases 1 to 693 code for a protein of 230 amino acids. Gene Ontology annotation, biological process: xylan catabolic process. The record is from RefSeq and is a predicted model, not a curated record. Lineage: Eukaryota; Fungi; Ascomycota; Eurotiomycetes; Eurotiales; Aspergillaceae. Gene Ontology annotation, molecular function: hydrolase activity, hydrolyzing O-glycosyl compounds.
AUGGUCUCCUUCUCCGCCUUGUUUUUGGCGCUCUCUGCUGCCGUCGGAGUUCUCUCCGCACCUGUUGAGCAAGCAGAGUACGCCAACGAUUCCUUCAACGAGACUCUGCACGAGCUCGUCGAACGCUCCACCCCCAGCAGCACCGGCUGGAGCAACGGCUACUACUACUCCUUCUGGACCGACGGCGGCGGCGACGUCACCUACACCAACGGCGCCGGAGGCUCCUACACCGUGCAAUGGUCCAACGUCGGCAACUUUGUCGGCGGAAAGGGUUGGAAUCCAGGAAGUACCAGAACAAUCAACUACGGCGGCAGCUUCAACCCCAGCGGAAACGGCUACCUCGCCAUCUACGGCUGGACCCAGAACCCGCUCAUCGAGUACUACAUCGUCGAGUCCUACGGCAACUACAACCCCGGCAGCGGCGGCACCUACAAGGGCACGGUGACCUCUGACGGCGGCACGUAUGACAUCUACACGUCGGUGCGGUACAACGCGCCAUCGAUCGAGGGCACCAAGACCUUUACGCAGUUUUGGUCAGUCAGGCAGUCGAAGCGCGUCGGGGGGAGUGUGACCACCGCGAACCAUUUCGCCGCUUGGUCCCGGUUAGGCAUGAGCUUGGGGAACCAUAAUUAUCAGAUCGUCGCGACGGAGGGCUAUCAGAGUAGUGGGAGUUCGUCGAUUACUGUCUACUAAGGGAUGACGAGACGGAUGUAUGUUCUGGGGGCCUGGAAUGUGGCUGGCUGGGCUCUUGCAGGAUAUGCAGAGACGGAGGGAGUGGGUUAUGUUAGUUAGGUCAUUGUGAAGAUGAUGCUGUCUUACUAUAUGUCGUUGCUCUGAAUUCACUUUGGUUUAUCGAAUUCUGGCCCUCUUCUACGCAG